Messenger RNA from Brassicogethes aeneus, 4131 nucleotides. NCBI's taxonomy places the organism in Eukaryota, Metazoa, Arthropoda, Insecta, Coleoptera, Nitidulidae. The record is from the annotation of a GenBank genome assembly.
CGACGCUCAAAGCACACCGCGAUAUCGGAGCAAUCACGUGUUUAAAAACAACGCAGAAAAUUCGUCUGCGAGACCGAGUUUCCGAAAAGUAUUUCAAACAUUUAACCGAAAUUUUCGCGGCGAUAUGUUUAUAUUUUUGUGGUUUUUAACUUUAUAAACAUUCAUUUCGUUUUUUACUUCAAGGUUACAUCCUGGGGUCAUCAUACGUCGCUUCAACUCCUCAGCGACGCAGAGGCGGCGAAAAAAGGGGGCCCGACUGGGGGCCCACACAGCCCCCCCAAAACAACAAGUACGGCCCUGGCAGCGGAUAUGUGCACGCCGAGUGGGAAAAGGGCCGCAGUGGCCUUCCCGACAUGGAGGUGGAGGUACGAGAAGAUACCUCUUCAGGACUUGGUCCUUUCCAGGACGACUCCACCUCAUCACUGGUCAACAAUACGCCCACAUAUCCUGUGGCAGAUCCUCCAGUGGUGAUCGUACGUGUCGAAGAAGUGCUGCUCGUGGCCCUGGUCCUGGUGAUUUGGGUGGCCGCGAUCGCCCUGUUUUUCAACAGGUGGGGCAAGAUCAGGAUGCUCGAGCCGUACCAGCCCAAGUUUCACCAGCAGCCCCAUAGGCCGUCGUGCCCCCUCGCGCCGCUGAGCCCCCCCGGAAUUUCCGCACAAGUGAGCAACACUUUGCCCAGGACUCAGAAACCGACAUCACAACGCAUGUCCUUCUCCAAAUACAACGUGAACGCAUUGACUGACCCCCUCUCCGCCCUCCCCUCCCCCAUCAUAAGAAAACCGCGAAGAAACAGCGUUUUCGUGGGUUCCACCAUGACCAUCUUGAAUCCGCCCCCAAGAAGAGUCAAGUCGGCGGUGGACAUCCAGCAUUUGUUAGUGAACGAGCAUCCGAUGGGCAGUUCGCUAACAGGUAUGAGAAAAGGUUCUAUAAUUCCAAUUAUUAAUAGAGAUAGAAGAAGCCCAUCCAUCACCAUAGAUCGACCUAUAUUUAUAAACCGACAUAGACCAUCUAUAUCUAUUGAACGACCCCCAGUCAUGAUCCAUAGGCCUCGUAGAUCUUCGUGUUUUGUAGGGUGCGCUUCAUCGCAAAAUCACCGAAAUUUCGCCAGUUUUGAGCAUCCAAAAAUCGAAAAAAAAUAUGGGGAACGACCCUCAGCUAGUUACCCGAACAGUUUUCAACAGCCUACUAUUAGUUUCGAGUCGCCAAUGGAAUCGGUAGAGUCUUCUAUAGUUGUAGAAGUUCCCAGAAGAGAUUCCGUGAUCGCCCGCCCGAAAAUUUCGCGCAGCUUCGAGCAACCGCCAGGUAAAAAAAUGACGCACGAGCGGUCCUCUAACAGUCUUGACGUGAGCUCGUCUAGCUUCGAGCGCCGGUGUUCGAUUCCCGAAGAAGACCGACCGUCGUCGCCUACUUUCAUCUAUCUCGACGAAACCCGAAUAACUGCUCCACUUUUGCAGGGACUUAAAAGCUCAGACGUCUAAAUGAAAAAAUCGAUUUUUAUAGGUAUUUUUUGUAUUUUCGUAUACAGAACUUUAAAAGGUAAGAUUAAAUAUUUUUGUUUUAAGUUGGCACAAAAUAGUUUGUUUAAUUAUUUUUGCGUUAAAAGAAUAAGAAUCCAAGUUACAUAUUCUUAUUAAAAAAAAUCUGGCAACACUGUCAAAAAUAAACUUGAUUCUUAUUUAAUUUACGCAUUAUAUCGCUCAAUCGUACUAUUAUAUUAAAAAAAUCCUGAUAAUUUAUUACAUCUAAUCCCAAAAAGCAAGCCUUUUAUCUGAACGAUAAAUCUUUUAGCUUUAAAGUUUAAUCUAUAAGAGACAUAAAAUUUAUUUGUCUGCUUAAAGCAAAAAAACUAAACGUUUUAACGGCAUAUCAUGUAAACUAAAGGUUAAACGUUUGUGAUUGUUUUAUAAACGGUCUUGUGCACAAAGGCUUUGCCAAGCCAACAAAUUUUAACUUCUAUUUGUGCAUACGGCCAUUUGUGGUAAAAAAUAUCAUUGUUGAAAUUUUUUAGUAUCCCGGCGCAUCCGCCAUUUUUGUAACUGUUUAAGAUUAUGUAAAGUUAAUUUUUUUUAUCUGAACGGCGGCAACGUUGCAAAUUUAGGGGUUUGGUUAAGUUGUCAAAAUUCGUAGUUAAAAAUGCAAUUAAUUUGGCUUGCGAGCUAGUGCUUAAAUUAAUGAGUGUAUAGAAAAGUUUAUAAACGAGGUACAUACUAUACUUUUUCUACGACAAAUACUUAUUAUCUUAAAAUGAUUUAAAUCAAAAAUUUGUAUAGAGCGCCAUCUAUGAAACAAUAGGGGAAUCUGUGUGUCACUGUCAAAUGUCACAUAUAUUUUAUAAACACAGAUUAUAAAGGUUAUAAAUCGAAAUGUAUUUCUUGAAAAUUGACAGUUUUCCCCAGUGAAAGUAAAGAAAAUGUUUUAUGAGCACUUUACAGUGGAGUCCGUGCCCGAAUUUAAGUUAUAGUUUAUUGCCGGCGAAAUUAAAAGGUCAGUACAAUGUUCAUAUAAACUUUUCAAAUAUUGGCGUUGAGAAACUAUUUAAUACUUUUGUAUUUUUGUAUUGAGAUAAAAAAAUAAUUUUCACAUUUAGUAUUAUUUUACAAGAAAGGCACUUUAUUUUAACGUUUGUAUGACAUUUGACAACUGUCAACUAACUUAAAACUAACUUCAGCCCGUCACUAAAAACCUGUUGCUAACUUCAGCCCGUGACUAAAGUGCAAUAAAGCCACAACUUGUCAAUGUGUAUUUAAAAGGUCACUUAGUGUCAUGGAAAUAUUUUACAAUUUAAUAUGGCCUCUUACAGAAAUAUUAUUUUUCACUUUAUAAGUUUAUAUAAGUGCUUAUUAAUACUUUUUUAAACCACCUUUAACCUUAAAAAUGUUCCACAUCAAAUAUGGUUUUCUUUCGUAAAAAUUACUUACCACAUCAUUGAGAAAAAAUGUAUGGCUGUUAAAGAAAGUAAAAAAUUCAUAAUCAGUUUUUUAAUAACAAAUUUUAAUUUAAUAACAAAUUUACUAAAAUUGGGUACAAAAUAUUUUUGUUAAAGAUAAGAUAUAUACGUUUGGUUUUGAUACCAAGCUUUUCGGAUUAAAAUUUUGAAAAGCAAAUAACAUACAAAAUGUACUGUGUAUAUAGGACCAAAAUCCUUAAAGCUUCACUAUACUUAUACGUCCUAAAUAAAGCUUGAAAACCCAAAAUAAAUCAAUAUGAUUUAAGAUUAUAUCACGCAAAAACAUGUUCUUUUAAAUAUCCUUGCAAUUUUUUACUUGUUUCUUGCUUCUAAAUAAAGUGGGUCUCACAUCACUUACAUCUUUUGUCUUGUGUGCUCAGUACAUGCCGUGUAAACUUUUUGAUCAAGUGCGAGGCUUUUAGAGGUGUCACGACAAACAAAAGCCUUUUCCUCAACUUUGCUUUAGUUUCCUAUAGUAACGCCGAGUUUUCCGUUUUUACGCUGUUUAUUUGCUGAUUAUUUAUUGGCUGGGCUUUCUUAUGGCGAGUUAUGACAAGAUGUUUGUAAUGAACAAUGAUAUUUUUUACUACAUGGGGUGUCAAAAAUACAGUGAAUUUAUUGUUUAACUUAUGUUUUACUAUUAAUUACUUUUGUAUGUCCUUUCUGGACAACACAAUUUUUUGAUUUAUACGCAUUACAAUUUUAACAUCAAUUUUAAUAUUUUUUGACACCCUAUCAUAACUAUUUUCUUCUUUUUAGUCAAUAUGACUGUAUGAGUCAAAAUUUGACACGAGUCCAUCCUUUUUGUACAAUUUAAAUAACCAAAUAUGUAUUUAUCAAUGUUAAAAAUAGAAAUUAUAGAACAUAUUUAUAUUGUGAUAUACUAACUUAAAACAUCUAGAAACGUAUUUAAAAAACUAGGACCAAAUCUUGACCCAUUCUUUUGUUUCCCCUUUAUGAUAACAUCCUGUUUACUUUUUUCCUAUAUUUAAUAAAUAUUGUAUAUAUACAGGGUGUCAUUUAACUUGAAACUUUGAAAUGUCUCAGUUAGUGUUAGUGUUCAAUUUUUCUUCUGUAUACGAUUCUCCAAUAAUUUUUGAAUAAAACACUUGUUUUUUUAAAUUUAUUUAUUUAUUUAUUUAACUCUUUUUUUCGGUUGAACACUCCCGUUUGUAGUAAACUGC